AAAAACAAACAAGAGUUGGACGGUGGUAACGCUGUCGAUGCCAUUAUCGCCACUCACAUUUGUAUUGGAACCAUAAAUUCAUGUGCAGCCGGUAUUGGAGGAGGUGGCUUCAUGCUUGUUCGCAAGCCCAACGGGUUCGCCGAGAUCAUAGAUUUCCGUGAAGUUGCUCCCUUAAAGUCACACCGGGACAUGUACGUCAAAGAUCCCGAAUUGUCGAAGAUCGGGCCAUUGGCUAUUGCCGUACCGUAUGUAUUACCAUGGAAACGACUUCUUGAACCAUCCAUCAAGCUUGGUCGUGACGGGUUCGCCAUACCAAAAGAAUUAUCGAUUCGCAUGAAGAUGUAUAAGCACGAGCUUGAAACGAUACCUGCCUUCCGUGACAUUUUCUGCGAUGCCGAAGGAAAGUUGUUAAACGAGGGCGACAUUGUUUACCGUAAGAAUUAUUCGAGGACUUUGGAAAAGCUUGCUGAAGAUUAUAAUGAUUAUUAUGAGGGUGAAAUCGCAAAAUCGAUAGUUGCUGAGAUUCAACGACAAGGUGGCCUAAUUACCUUGGAAGAUCUGAUCAAUUAUAGACCAGUUAUUCGGGAGCCGCUCAUCGGAUAUUACCAAGGAAAGAAGUUUAUAACAUCUCCGGAACCCGGCAGUGGUACCAUCCUAUUGUUCUUGUUGAACGUCAUAGAAGAAUUUAAAUUCCACGAAGAGGGAAGGAGCAAAUUGAAUGUGCAAAGAAUGGUCGAAACCUUCAAAUUUUCUAUCGCAAGACGUACCGAAAUGGGUGACCUCGCAUUUUUCGAGAAUAAAACGGCACACCUCGAACGCAUCCGAGAGAUCAUUUCAAAAGAGUACGCGGCCGAGAUUAGGGCCAAUAUUUCGGACCACGAGACUUUCGAAGCUUCCUAUUACGAGCCGCUAUACGCUCCGAAGGAAGAUCACGGUACAACUCAUAUCUCGGUGGUGGAUGUUGACGAGAUGGCUGCUAGCAUGACUGCCACUAUAAACCAUUUCUGGGGAUCACAAAUAAUGGAUCCCGUGACCGGGAUAAUAUUAAAUGAUCAAAUGGAUGACUUCUCAAUUCCGUUGCCGCCAUCCAUCGAACGAUUUUGGCCAGCUCCUCACAAUUUUAUUGUACCGGGCAAAAAACCGAUGUCAUCUACAGUACCCACGAUCAUUGAACGAGCCGACGGAAGAUUCGAGAUGGCCAUCG
Messenger RNA from Acaulospora colombiana, 1204 nucleotides. The record is from the annotation of a GenBank genome assembly. Lineage: Eukaryota; Fungi; Glomeromycota; Glomeromycetes; Diversisporales; Acaulosporaceae.